Messenger RNA from Populus euphratica (Euphrates poplar), 1989 nucleotides. RefSeq names its product plant glycogenin-like starch initiation protein 6 (gene PGSIP6). Bases 107 to 1756 code for a protein of 549 amino acids. NCBI's taxonomy places the organism in Eukaryota, Viridiplantae, Streptophyta, Magnoliopsida, Malpighiales, Salicaceae. The transcript has 11 exons. The record is from RefSeq and is a predicted model, not a curated record. Gene Ontology annotation, molecular function: glycosyltransferase activity.
AAUUCUCUCUCUCUCUUUCCUUCCUCGUAAAAAUCCCAGAUUUUUCAAAACUUUCUGGAGAGAGAAGAAAAUCCCCAAUCCAAGCACACACAACCGUAAAUUGUCAAUGAAGUUAUUAAAACUAGUUGCUCUGUUUACACUAUUCUCGUUGAAUCUAAUAAGCUAUACAUGCCUCGCUGCUUCGAUUCAGAGAUCGCAGAGAACAGAGGAGGCUUACGUUACGUUGUUAUACGGAGAUGAGUUUUUAUUGGGAGUUAGGGUUUUGGGGAAAUCAAUUAGAGAUACUGGAUCCACCAAAGAUAUUGUCGUUUUAGUCUCUGAUGGUGUCUCUGAUUAUGCCAAGAAGCUUUUACUGGCUGAUGGCUGGAUAGUGGAGAAAAUCAGCUUAUUGGCGAAUCCUAAUCAAGUUCGGCCGAAGAGGUUUUGGGGUGUAUAUACUAAACUAAAAAUCUUUAACAUGACUAACUACAAAAAAGUUGUAUAUCUUGAUGCGGAUACUAUUGUGGUCAAAAGCAUUGAGGAUCUUUUCAAGUGUGUGAAAUUCUGUGCCAAUCUGAAGCAUUCAGAACGGUUAAAUUCAGGAGUCAUGGUGGUGGAACCAUCUGAAACAGUUUUCAAUAACAUGAUGAGCAAAGUAACCACUUUGCCCUCUUACACGGGAGGAGAUCAAGGGUUUCUCAACUCUUAUUAUGAAGAAUUUCCAAAUGCACAUGUUUUCCAACCUGGUUUACCUGAGGAAGUACGGAAAAGUAGACCUGUACCUGAUAUGGAGCGGCUCUCUACUUUGUAUAAUGCAGAUGUUGGUCUUUACAUGCUUGCUAACAAGUGGAUGGUAGAUGAGAAUGAACUCCGUGUUAUUCACUAUACACUUGGGCCCCUCAAACCUUGGGACUGGUGGACAUCUUGGCUCUUAAAACCCGUUGAUGUCUGGCAGAGAGUCAGGGAACAGCUUGAUGAGUCCCUUCCUGGAACUGGAGGUGGCAAAAAUCCAAAAGAUGAACUUCUUGUCAAAGUUCUUUUCUUGUUACCAUUAUGUCUUGUACUUCUCUGUUACUACCGCUCUUUUCUUCAGACAAGGGCAUUCUGUAGAGGUUCAUUAUGUGAUCAUAUUAGACGCCUCUAUUACAAAAUAAGAUCAAAUGGAGCACUUGCUUACACUGGUAUUUCUUCAUCAUCUGCUGGCAAUUCCACCUAUCAAUUAUCCAAUGAUGCACAGUCCAAGGUUCCAGCCUAUUUGGGUGGAGUUUCCAUCUUCAUGUGUUUUAUGGCUGUUUUGAUCGCCCUUGGGUUUGGUCUUUCAAUUGUGCCUCGGCAAGUGAUGCCCUGGACUGGUUUGCUCUUGAUGUAUGAGUGGACAUUCACAAUCUUCUUCCUUUUAUUUGGAGGCUUUCUCCACUUGAUCUAUCUAUGGGGAAAGAGGAUGUCAACUCAAGCUGCAUCACUUUCUCCUCAUUCUGAAUCUUUGGCUUAUGAUUCUAGAAAAGGUCAUCGGCAGGGGUCAGCUUGUGAUGUUGCUGCAUGGUACUAUGGUUUAGGGAUGGCUUUGUUGGCUGUUGGUGCCCCUUCAUUACCUUGUAUUUUUGGUGUUACUGCUCUAUUUUUGAGGUUAGGGUUGAUGGUUGCUGGAGGCCUGGUUUUAGCAUCUUUCAUGACGUAUGCUUCAGAACAUCUUGCAAUCAGAUCAUUUUUGAAAGGCUUUGAAGACCGGGACACAGCACGAGCUAGGUCUUGUAAUAUUCUUUCAGGAACAGUUUGAUUGAACUUGACAGUAAGGCGCACACCCAAUUUUGUAUGAUCCAACUAAUGAAAUUUGGUGAUGUAAAUGGUUGAAUUUUUCACCUUCUCAAGGUAAUAAUAUGUUAGAAGUACCAAGCUUUUUCUAUUGAUUUUGAAUGAUAAACAGUUUACUAGUUUGACUUAAAUUUGUAAUUUGUUGACUAUGAAUCAUGUACACGUAGCUCUGCCUUUGUGCUGAGCUCUUCUAUUUCA